Messenger RNA from Melanotaenia boesemani (Boeseman's rainbowfish), 5167 nucleotides. Its product is annotated as suppressor of tumorigenicity 14 protein homolog. The transcript is spliced from 19 exons. Bases 219 to 2777 code for a protein of 852 amino acids. The record is from RefSeq and is a predicted model, not a curated record. Gene Ontology annotation, molecular function: serine-type endopeptidase activity; protein binding. Lineage: Eukaryota; Metazoa; Chordata; Actinopteri; Atheriniformes; Melanotaeniidae. Gene Ontology annotation, biological process: acrosome reaction; proteolysis.
GUUUCCUCGUUUCUCUCACAGAACCGAGCUCCGUCCUGAACCGACGUACACAGGUAGGUAGUUUAAACCCGGAUUAAAGGAACCAAAAGCAGCUCCCGGUUUCACCUGAGCCAGAAACACUUGUCGCAGCGCACCUGUUACCGCCAUGACGGCCGGACGGUCGGACCAGUAGACCAGAGACCCAACCCAGGAGAAAGAAGCAGGAGAACCGGAACCUUAUGGAUCCGAUGGAGUCAGAACAGAAGUUCGGUCUGAAACAGGAAGCUAACGAAGAUCCGCUCCUCCCCCCGAAUCCGGAUGGGGACCCCUCCAUUGAGUUCCUGCAGGCGUCGGACAACAACGAGCUGGAGAAGGAACCGGGUCGCAGGAGGACGAUGUGGAUCGGCCUGGGUCUGCUGGCCUCGGCUGCCGCCCUGACCCUGGUGACCGGGCUGCUGGUGUGGCACUUCCACCUGCGCAGCGACGUCAGGGUGAAGAAACUUUACAUCGGCUCCUUGGGGAUCAGUAACCAGGCCUUCUUGGCCGAGCACGAGGAUCCCAGCAGUCAUCAGUUCAAGAAACUGGCUGAUCUGGUCAACCAGCAGCUCCAUCUGAUAUACUCCAAAAACCUGGUGUUGUCCAAAUACUUCCGAGGCUCCACGGUCCAGGCCUUCAGUGAGGGAGAUGGCAGCGACGGCAUCAUGGCAUAUUAUGAGUCAGAGUUCGAAGUUCCCGUCCCCCAGCAGACCUCGCUGGAUGAAGCCAUCGAGUCCCUGGAGCCGCCAGAGGAAAGUCAGCAGGGCCGACAGGGACGACUACUGCUGAAACCCAAAGACCUUCUGGACGUCAGCAGCGUCACGUCUGGAGCUCUGGAUCCUCGAUUGACCAAGACCUCGAUAUCUGACAGAGACUUGACCAACAUCCACGUCAGGAAGGAGGGCCUCAUCCAAUCUCCAGGGUUUCCAGACACUUCGUAUCCUCCAAACAUCUACCGGCAGUGGCGGCUUCGAGCCGACCCGCAGCACAGAAUCCGGCUCAGCUUCCACACCCUGAUCCUGGAAGACGACUGUCAGCACGACUUCAUCAAGAUCUACGAUUCGCUGGCUCCUAUGGAGCCCCGCGCUCUGACAGAACAGUGUGGAUAUCCUUUCAACUCCUUGUCCUUCCUGUCGUCCGGGAACGUCAUGCUGCUGACGCUGGUCACCAACAAGGAGAAGAACUUCCCCGGAUUCAGAGCUUUCUACUCGCAGCUUCCCCUGAAUGAUGGAGGGUGUGGAGGAGCGCUGAGGGGAGAUAAAGGCUCCUUCUCUUCACCCUUCUAUCCUGAAAACUACCCUCCACGAACCUCAUGUGUGUGGACCAUCGAGGUCUCGGCGGAGAAGUUUGUGAAGGUUCAGUUCCACGAGUUUUCUGUGGGGUCUCCGGGUAGCGAAUGUGUCGGUGAUUACGUUGAAGUCGACGGGAAUCGGUUGUGUGGCAGGAAGUUAAAAAACACAGUAAUCACCAGCGAAAGCAACAAGAUGACCAUCAAGUUUGAAUCAAACGCGUCCUACGUGGACCUGGGUUUCACCGCCCAGUAUGAAGCUUUUGUCCCGACCAACCCCUGUCCGGGGAAAUUCCAGUGUAGGAACAACAUGUGCAUCAACACCACUCUGCAGUGUGACGGCUGGAGCGACUGUGACGACCGCAGCGAUGAGCACAACUGCAAGUGUAAGGAGUCUCAGGUGAAGUGUAAAAACGGACUCUGUAAACCGGGGAUCUGGAGGUGUGAUGGCAUGGACGACUGUGGUGACAACACUGAUGAAGAAAACUGUGGUAAAUGCUCAGGCACUCAGUUUUCCUGUAGAAACGGUCGCUGUAUCUCAGAGAAUCUGAAGUGUAACGGACAAAACGACUGCGGCGAUGGAUCUGAUGAGUCCCGGUGUCUGAAAUCCCUGCCGCUGCCGUGCUCCGAGUUCACCUUCAGCUGUGGAACCGGAAGCUGCAUCAGCAAACAGAACCCCGAGUGUGAUGAUGUGAGCGACUGUGAGGACGGGUCCGAUGAGGCCGACUGCUCGUGUGGGAUCAGACCAUUCCAGAGCAGCCGGAUUGUGGGCGGGGAGAUCUCGCGGGAGGGGGAGUGGCCAUGGCAGGUCAGCCUCCACGCCACCGGUUUUGGACACGUAUGUGGAGCAUCAGUGUUGAACGCCCGCUGGCUGCUGACUGCCGCUCACUGUGUCCAGGACAAAUUCUCCCAGACUGACCAAUGGCAGGUCUUCCUGGGGUUGCAUGUGCAGGGUCAGACCAAUGAGUGGACAGUGAGCAGGAAAGUGAUAAAAAUCAUCGCCCACGAGGACUACGAACCUCGUACCUAUGACAACGACAUCGCCCUGAUGGAGCUCGACGCCAGCGUCGCCCUCAACCAGCAUAUCUGGCCCAUCUGCCUGCCCUCCCCCACCUAUGACUUCCCCUCGGGCCAGGAGGCGUGGAUCACCGGCUGGGGCGCCACCACAGAGGGAGGGUCCUCAGUGAGCGUCCUGCAGAAGGCGGCGGUUCGGAUCGUCAACAGCACGGUGUGUAAGAGUCUGAUGACGGACGAUGUCACCGACAGGAUGCUGUGUGCUGGAGUCCUCACAGGAGGCGUGGACGCCUGUCAGGGCGACUCUGGUGGGCCUCUGACUGUCACCAACCCCGGUGGGCGGGCCUUCCUGGCGGGCGUGGUGAGCUGGGGUGAAGGCUGCGGCGUCCGGGGCAAACCGGGCGUCUACACCCGGAUUACCAAAUUCCGGAACUGGAUAAAGGAGAAGAGCGGAGUGUAGGAGCUGUGUAGCCUCCUGGGAUUCUCCUGUCCUCGGCCACUUUGAACCGGCUUCCAGAACAAACAGGAUUACUAAAUGUAUUGAUAACUGAUUUAAUGGUCAAUUCACAGUUUCACUGUACAGGCCGUGUCUACUUACAUUGACAUGGCUUAAUCUUUGAGACAAGCUUAUGCUACUGGCUAGAUAGAUAGAUAGAUAGAUAGAUAGGUAGGUAGGUAGGUAGGUAGGUAGGUAGAUAGAUAGAUAGAUAGAUAGAUAGAUAGAUAGAUAGAUAGAUAGAUAGAUAGAUAGAUAGAUAGAUAGGUAGGUAGGUAGGUAGGUAGGUAGGUAGAUAGAUAGGUAGGUAGGUAGAUAGAUGAAAAUGCUGUGCUGAGAACUGCUGUAACUGAUCAAACCUGCAGACAAGUUGAAAACUCUAAAUUGUUGAAGCUCUUCUGGUCUUAAAGCAUUUUAUUGUCUUAUUUCUGAUCACUGAGCUCCAGGCGAAGUGAGGCUGAAGGUGGAGAUGAUUUUAAAAAAUAUUCUCAGGAUUAUUUCAAACAAAAAUACUAAACAGACAUCCUCAGGUUGGAGCAUUCGCCGUCUGAUACCAGGUAAAAGAUUAGCAUCCUGGGAAAUUCCUGGAUUUGUUUGUGUUUUCAGAGCAAAGUGCGACAAUCCACGACACGACUGGCUUCUACGAACCGACCAACAGGAAUAAAUCCAGAGCAGUGUUGAUGGCUGCGUAAAAACUGGACGGUGUAGAUAAAUGAGCUGAAGGUGAUUCAUGAAAUUCAGUCCAAGGGGAAAUCUGAUUAAGUUGGAGCAGAAAUCUGGUCUAAAACGGUUGCAACCAGCCAGCAUGUUAACCCGUUUCCAUUGUUGUACAUGUAUGGGGAUCAUCACACGUCCGUCACGCAGCAUGGCUUCCUUUAAAUGGGCUAAUAGACGAAUCCAGGCACCAGAAGUAGACCCUCCAUCGCUGCGGUGGCAUUUUUGUACGUGUCGGAGCAGAAGAGCAUCGGACUAUUUUCUCAGUGAUGUCGAGGAAAUGUGGAAGGACUGCAGUAACGUUAGGAGUUAAAAGUAACAUUAGGAUGGAAGAUGCAGAUGUCUGCCCUCUAGUGGUGGGAAGUGGUAACAGCUUUCAGCUCUUCCUGGAGUAACACCUUGUUUUAUUCUGAUGUAAUUUUACAACUCGACCUAGUUAGAGGAUUAACUCGUUACCUCAACAUCACAAUAAAAAAAGAAAAUAAUGUCAACUAUGGCCAAUCUCUGCAUCCGUAGAGUUUGAUUAAGAUUAGUAGUUUUUCUCUGUUGACGACCAGAACGUGAAGAAGGGAUUCAUCUCUGAAAACUAGUUUUGUUCAUCAAGCCGCUGAAUGCCAACGAUAAGCACAUAAACAAGUCAGGAAUGAACUUUCAGGUUUUUCUGGAUGGACUGAAAAGGAGAAAACGUCUCGGACUUCUUUACUUCAUGUUGGAGUUCCUCAGGGAGCUGUACUGGGGCCUCACUUAGUUUUUAAUGGUAGAAAAGCCAACAGAACAAGAACGUUUCAUUGAGUUUAAUGAUAAUUAAAUCUGAUCAGGUGUUAAUAUUCAGUCGUGUGAAUCAGUGGUGGACGUCCAACGUUAGCUUAGAAAUAUUGAUCCUUUUAUUGGUUCUCUGCUUGUAAAGCUGUUUUCAUGUGUUCGAUGUGUUGACUGUUCCUGUAUAAACUGCACUUGCUCAGUUAUGAUUUAAGAUUUAUUUGUCCUGGUUUUAUCCCAUUUUUUUCUCGGGUUUAUCCUUAAUUUUUCCCGUGUUUUAUCCCAGAUUUAUCCAGUUUUUUUUCCUGGUUUUAUCCCAGAUUUGUCCAGUUUUUUUUCCUGGUUUUAUCCCAGAUUUAUCCAGUUUUUUUUCCUGGUUUUAUCCCAGAUUUAUCCUGUUUUUUUCCUGGUUUUUUCCCAGAUUUAUCCUGUGUUUUUUCCUGGUUUUAUCCCAGAUUUAUCCUGGUUUGUAUCCUGGGUUUAUUCUGGUCUGGUAUGAACAUUUUGGAGAAAAGUUUCUGUGGGAAAUGUUUACUUUCAUUUAAAAAAAAGAAAAAAAUCAACUUUUUGUUCCUCUUGUGACUGUGUACAUUAAUAUAUUAAUAUAUUGAUUUAUUUUCUCUUCUGUUGGAGGAUGUUUGUGGUUUUGGCUCAUCUGACUGUGAACUAAACAUUUUUUCUUUGUAUAAUUAUUUGAACUUAUUUCAGGUUAUUAACUUAAAAAGCAGAUUUUUGUGUAAAACUGUUCAACGCUCAGCUAUUUCUGUCAUAGUAAAUUCAUCUUCUCCGUACAAACUGCUGUAUAUUCGAACUAUUUUUAAGAAACAAUAAAUCUAAAUUUAUGCAUUUUUAGAAACAUUAAUAAACUAAAUACAUACAUA